GGAAAUGCAGGGUAACUGUCGGCCGUAUGUAGCUGAAAGCUAACGUUUUGUCGCAUUUCUUCGCCGCUGUUUUCAGUCUGUCUGCUAUUUUGGUAUUUGUCUUCGUUUGAAGAGUUUGUCGUUGAAACCCCGGGUUAAAGACAUCGAGCUGACUCUGCUGCUGAACUCGAUCACCUUGACUGUGCUUCUCCUCCUCCUCCUCACCUUCUUCAGUCUCUCUGGGUGUGGGUGACACUGGCUCUGUGCCAGUCCUCCACAGAUGAAGAUGUCCCUGGCCCAGCGAGUGCUCCUCUCAUGGAUAUUUGCUCUGAUCUUCUUGAUCCUGCUGGUCCUCAAGCUGGACUCCAGAAUCCACUGGAAUUGGUUCCUAAUCUUCCUCCCUGUUUGGACCUUUGACAGCAUCCUCAUCCUCAUGCUGAUAGUGAAGAUGGCAGGCCGCUGCAAGCCGGACUUUGACCCCAGGGAGGGUGAGCAGAGCUUGAAGAGGAGGCUGUGGUACCUAACAGCCCUGCUGCUAAAGCUGGCCUUCUGCCUGACUCUGUGCUCCCGCAUGGAGGGGCACACAAAAGUGUGGAUCAGUGUGGUCUGCAUCCCUCUGUGGGUGCUGCUGGGUGGAGCACUGGUAGAGCUGGGCUACAGCGUCUUCCACUAUAGGAGAGACUGAAAUUGCCAGAAUGUGAACUUUUUUUUUUUUUUUUUUAAAUACUCAGGCAUCUGUGACGAAGGAUACAUCACUGAAGGAAGAUGCUGACCUUUAUUUAAAACACUGUUCCUUUGCUGUAAGUGCAGACUCACUGGGUUAGUGACAUCUACACUCUGGGGCACGCAGGCUCUGCUUCACCUUCACCUGCUUCAGGCGGCAUCAGAGUGUUAUUUUGGGACAUGUUUUUGGACAUGUGUUGCUGCCUUUUAGCUCAUUUUUAGUCAUUAGUAAGGAAUGGAUUAAACUUAAGAGCCAGGUAAAAAGUCUGGCUGAUCAAACAUGUGCUACACAAAACAUUGAUCUUAACUUUUCUACAUUAGCUGCACUCUGUCAGCAACAGUUUGAAUGUAGAUGAGAACUUCCCCCAUCUGCUAAUAUUAAAUGUAAUUUGCACUGUACAAACUGCUGUAGACAUCUUUUUGAAAGCCAGGAAAAAAUGUCACUGUUCAUCAUUUUGUCGGCUGUUUUAUGUCAUGUUUGCAAACAAAAUGACCCAGGGAGAUUUAAGAGUAAGUGCAACCUUGCUGCAGGUCAGUAUUUAAAAGUCUUUUGAGCCUUCAUAGCAGGAAAAGGCUGAAUUCCAGGAUGCAGUGUGUUUGUGGUGUCUCUGGAUGAAGAGACAUGAAAUAAAAUUAUAAAAUUCAUGAUAGAAUUUAAUAAUUUUUUAAAAAUCCAGUCAUCUCAGAGUGACUGAGAUAUCUACAGCUGACAAGUGAAGCCGAUGUCGAAGUACGUUUAACCUGCAUUCUUUUUAAUGGCCACCAGGGGGUGAUAUCUGUGGUUGCAAGAGCAUUUCCAGUGCUACAAAGACUGUGUGAAAAUGAUUCUUAGACAUAACCUCUGUUUCAGGUUAUAUUGAAUAAAAUUGUAAAUUUUGGGCUGUCUAUGUGACAGAGAUGUGGAUUUUCUGGACACGCUCAUUGGCUAACAACUUGUGAUUGUGUGCGAGUCCUCCUCCUACUACACUAGCUGUGUGUCACACUCCUCUUAUACACCUUUGUAUCCUUUAUUGUAACUUGUCCAGCAAACCUAUGCUCCAGAUGCAUUUUUAGGAACCUAGAGAUCCUGCAGCACAGCAUACUGAUUUCCAGGUCAGGAGGGUGUAUUAGAUGAGAAAAUAAAAAUUAAAGUUAAGAAGGUGCUGCUUCCUUAUGCUCCAAGAAGUUGAGAUUCUCGUGUUUGAUUUGGCAUAGAUUUUUCCUGAUGUAACCCUUCAAUUUAUCCACAUUUGGGAUUCCUUCUGGACAACAACACCACAGUGCCACCUCUUCUAGGAUCCAGUCAAGUUUUGCUCAACAUGGAGCCAAAAGCAAGCAGUGACUUAUUUUUACUGUUUUUCUCUGGUGGGAGGGGCUUAGAGUUCACACUCACAGCAUAUUUAGAAUACAUCCUGCCAUAAUCGGAGGUUUCUUUUUGACCCUUCCUUUAGGGGGUCAUCUGCCUCCAUCUCAUCCUAUACCUAUCAUCCUGCCCUCUCACACAAACUACUCAUUUGUAAUCCUGUCCUGGUCACUCCCAGUGAAAACACAAGCAUCUUCACCUCUUCUCUUGACUUUAUGUAACAAAACCAUCUCCAAACCAUUAUAACAGGUCUAACUACUAUCUUAAUAUCCUUCUGCUCCACCCCUGCCUCCACGCUCUUCUUUACCUGCCUUGUGCCCUGACUGUUGCUUUGCAUGCCUGACCCAGCAGCCAGAAAGGCAAAUGACUGUGACCUCAUUGAUACAAAACACAGGCGAGACUUUUAACGUUGACCAAGUCAACAUUUUGAACCAUUUAUUGAGAGGUUCUGAUCAGAGUAUAAAUCACACUACCAAUUCUUAGGAAAUAAAAUGUAUUUACAACAGAAUUUUCACAUACAUCGGUUUCAAAUAAAAACAGACAGUAAAUGAUAUAAAUAAGUUCUAUGGAAAAUAAAA
This is a messenger RNA of Neolamprologus brichardi, 2622 nucleotides long. RefSeq names its product transmembrane protein 60 (gene tmem60). NCBI's taxonomy places the organism in Eukaryota, Metazoa, Chordata, Actinopteri, Cichliformes, Cichlidae. The record is from RefSeq and is a predicted model, not a curated record.